Molecule: messenger RNA, 1491 nt
Organism: Nerophis lumbriciformis (worm pipefish)
Lineage: Eukaryota; Metazoa; Chordata; Actinopteri; Syngnathiformes; Syngnathidae
Source: RefSeq, a predicted model, not a curated record
AUGUCUGGCUCCUACGACGACUCUAUGAUCGACGUCUCGAGCGACAGCUUCUGGGAGGUGGGAAACUACAAGCGAACGGUGAAGCGCGUAGAUGACGGCAACCGGCUGUGCAACGAUCUAAUGAGCUGCAUCCAUGAGCGUGCACGCAUCGAGAAGAUGUACGCGCAGCAGCUCAGCGAGUGGGGCAAACGCUGGAGGCAGCUUAUAGAAAAAGGCCCUCAGUACGGCAUGCUGGAGCGAGCGUGGUCAGCACUGUGCACGGAGGCAGAGAAGGUGAGCGAGCUCCACCUGGAGGUCAAGGCGGCACUGAUGAGCGAGGACUACGAAAAACUGAAGAAUUGGCAGCGCGACGCCUUCCACAAGCAGAUGAUCGGCGGCUUCAAGGAGACCAAGGAGGCCGAUGACGGAUUCCGCAAGGCGCAGAAGCCCUGGGCAAAGAAACUCAAAGAGGUGGAGACGAUGAAGAAAGCGUAUCACUCUGCCUGCAAGGAGGAGAAGCUAGCAGCCAGUCGGGAAACCAACAGUAAGCUGGAGAGCAACAACAACCCCGAAGCGCAGAAGAAGCUCCAGGAGAAGGUUGAGAAAUGUCAGCAGGAGGCACAAAAGACCAAGGAACGCUACGAGAAGUCCUUGGAGGAGCUGGACAAGCUGACCCCUCAGUACAUGGAGAACAUGGAGCAGGUGUUUGAGCAGUGGCAGCAGUUUGAAGACAAGCGCAUCCGCUUUUUCAAGGAGCUCCUGCUGGAAGUCAAGCAACAUUUGGACCUCUCCACCAAUCACAGGUUCCAAACCAUAUACCACACGCUAGAAGACACCAUCGACGCCACGGACGCAGAGGAGGACCUGAAAUGGUUCCGGUCCAACCACGGCCCGGGCAUGCCCAUGAACUGGCCGCAAUUUGAGGACUGGUCUGUAGACCUGAACCGGACCCUCAGCAGACGGGGGACGAAGAAGAACUCCGAGGGCGUGACGCUGACAGGCAUCAGUCAAACCGGAUCCGACCAACCCGUCCAGCCGUCCAAGACCAACAGCAGCAGCCUAACCGUGCCUAAUAAAGCGCCGCCAACGGGAUUCAACCCGUUUGACGAGGAUGACGAUGACCAAGAUGAAGAGGAGCAGGAAGUGCAGGUGGAGGCGUUGGAGGAGACGCCGCCGGCUCGCAACCACAUCAGUGGGAAAAAGCAGGAAGUGAAAACCGUCAGCAGCACCGAGCGGACGGCAGACUGGUCGGACGAGGAAACCGCCGCCAACCCAUUCUCGGCCAAUGGCGACGGCAACCCGUUCGAAGAAGAGCCGGCCUCGCCGGUGCUGUCUGUGCCGGUCCGGGCGCUGUACGACUACGAGGGCCAGGAGCAGGAUGAGCUCACUUUCAAAGCCGGCGACGAGUUGACCAAAAUCGGCGAAGAGGAUGACCAGGGCUGGUGCAAAGGUCGACUCAAGGACGGGCAAGUCGGCCUCUACCCUGCCAAUUAUGUUGAGGACAUCCAGUAA